Linnemannia hyalina is the source of this 384-nucleotide messenger RNA. The record is from the annotation of a GenBank genome assembly. Lineage: Eukaryota; Fungi; Mortierellomycota; Mortierellomycetes; Mortierellales; Mortierellaceae.
AUGUUCGCCUCUAGACGCCUUUUGAACGCCGUGACCAAGAAGUCCACCGGCAUCUACGGUUUGCCCGUCCACCCCAACCCCCGCCCCCAGCUCAUCAGCCUCUACAACGAUACCCUCAAGACCCUUGAACAAAUCCCCACCCACGCCGUCUACCGCCAGGCCACCGCUGCCUUGACCAACCACCGCCUGAGCAUCGUCAAGGAAACUGAGGAUAUCGCCAAGAUUGAGCAGACUUUGGAAGCUGGCCAGAUCGAGGAGGUUGUUGUCCAGGCCGUCGAGGAGCUCAAGCUCGCCGGAAAGAUGCUCGAGUGGAAGCCCUGGGAGCCAUUGGAGACCCCUGCACCAAAAGAUCAGUGGACCUACAAGUACAACGACCACAACUAA